AUGGGACGAGCCGACAUGGGACAGGCGCAUCAAGGGAUUUUUGGCGCCCCCGUUUUCGACCGAAAUGACGGCGAAAAUGGGCCGCGAACGCCGCCACGCGCGACACCGCCCCGCGGCGGUGACGCGGACUUGGACGCCGCCACUUCGGGCACGUGUUCGGAACACGCCUCGCCCCUGGCCCUGCAACUGCCUGCGCGCAGCGACGUCUCUGGCGCGCGCGCGGCAGCCCGGUCUCCGGUCCCGACAUUGGGUACCGUUGAAGACCGGGGAGAGGCCCGGCGACACCCCGUUGGUACCGGUGAAGGUACCUUCGGGCCUAUACUUGGCUUAAGUAUAGGGGUCGCCGUGGCUUCCCACAACGCGCAACAACACGUGACGACGGCCACGGCUCAAGAUGGCGCAGCGUGCGUCGGCCCGUUCGGGGCCUCAAGCACACCGCCCGCCGCCUCCUCCGCGCGCCGUUCGGCUUCCCCCGCCUGCCUGGACGCUCCCGCCGCUGCCAUGGCCUCGCAGGACUCGCGUGCGAUUGUUGGCAUACCCGGCAGGGCGGGCGUUACGCUGCCCGACCGGGUAUCGCCCGGACAAGGACAAGGACUGCAGAGCGACGGCUCCCCGGGCGCAAGCAUGCGGCGCCCGGGUACCAAGACGUGCACCAAGGACGACGACACGUUGCGGAGCGCCCUCCCAGACGUGGGAGCGGCCCAAGACACUGCGACUGAUGCUGUUGGACCCGGCAGGGCGGCACGCAUGCUGCCCGACCGGGUCCAGCAUGGACUUCUGCGGAGCAACGGCUCCCCGGGUGCUCACAGGCAGCUCCCGGGUCCAGACGCGUGUGCGACGGCUCCCCCCGCCCUCCCGCUCGGCCACCAAGCCCCCGCCGCUGCCCAAGACCCCGCGAAUGUUGCUCCCCCACCCGGCAGGGCGGCACGCAUGCUGCCCGACCGGGUGGACGUGCAAGACACUCAGAGCAACGGCUCCCCGGGCACACAGACGUCCUGCCCGGGUCCCAGGACAUGUCCAUCGGCUUCCUGCGCCCCUCCGACUGCCUCCCCGGCCCCCGACCUGCCCCCAAGACCCAGCACGUUUGUUUUUCAACCCGGCAGGGCGGGUGGCAUGCUGCCCAACGGGUCAGCGCUUGCAGCCGCUACGGCUCGCGCACUGGGUGCCUUCCACGGCCCCAGCGACCCAGAGGACGACAGCAGCAGCGACGGGGAGGGCUCGGACGCAUCCUCGAUGGACCACGACGCUGCCAGACCAAGUGAUGACGACCAGCUCGGGCAUGUAGCUACGGAGCUGCCUGCCCGAGCUGGAUACACUGCAGUGGCCACGGCCCUACCCAUGGGCAUGCACGCCGCCCCUCACGAGGCCGUGUCCACUGCAGCAUCCGUAUAUGUCCCAUUUUUACAGGUUUGUGACGGCCAGCUCGGCGGGCAGGCACACAUGCAGCCCGACCGAGCUGGGAUUGCCGCUCCGCCGCCUCGCGGCGGCGAGCCGCUUGUUUUUUCCGGGCCCUGCCCCCGCCAUGACGACCGCACACCCGGCAGGGCGGGUAGCAUGCUGCCCGCGGGUGCUGCCGAGGCUCCUGCCACGACCGCAGCCGUCCCCAUGGAGGUGGACCAGGGCGCGACGUGGCAGGCAGGCAACCUCCGUAUGCCGUUGAUGGCUCGAGUUGGAGGUAAGCGUCGCCGUCUUAAUGAUGCCGACGACGAAGAUACCCGAGAGCUGGCACAGCACUUGCUGGACGAGGAUGGAGGCACUGUUCAUAUCCCGGUGCCAAGGCCGUCCAAGGCCAGCGCCCACCCAGCCUCCGUUCUCUCCGUGUAUGCUCACAACGCGCAGAGUUUUACUUGCACGUUGUGUGCAUACACGGCUGCCAGCUUUGCUUCCCUCCGCCGCCACAGAGACUCUCGGCAUCGCCACACUGCCUUCCUGGACCGAUUUUCGGCUGGAUGCGCUUGUGGCGUGCCCUUUGCGUCGAGACUGGCUGCUGCACACCACGCGGACGCGUGCGCCGGUCUCCGUAUCGUCCAGGCAACGGCUUCGUCGGUUGAUCGAGCACCAAGCCCAGUUGCCGUCGAAGCUCGAGCCGCCGUCGUCGCGGCGGUCACAGUCACGCCUGCCAUCCCCGCUCAAGAUUUGGCGGAGCUCGUGGCUUCCCCCCGCCACCGAGCUCCAUCAACGGUUGCUGAGCGCCUUAGCACCAUCCCACUACCACGUUGGGGACCUCCUCUUCCUCGGCAGGUGAUCGCGUCACGCGUCGCUGCCCGACUGGACCAGACACCUGCGCCUCGGUGGGGACCGCCGUUACCUCGUCGCGUGGUGGCGUCGCGGAUUGCCGACAGGCUUCUACCGCGCGAGCUAUUGAUGGAGGAAGAGACCAAGGAGGGCGAGUCGGAGCCCGAUGAAGACCUGCCCAUGACGGAAGUUGAACCGCCUAGCGCUUCUACCACCAUGCCGGCUGAUCUUGCGGACAUCUCUCCGACUCCGCGCGACUCCGGCGUCUGGCGCCUUCAAUUUGAUGGGGCCUGCCGCAGCAAGUCCGGCCCAGGCGGUGCUGGCGCGAUGGUUUACGAUCCUUCUGGAGCUGUUGUUUGGACAGGGUCCCACUACAUACCAGGCACCGCCGAGACAAACAACACGGCCGAGUAUGCCGCUCUAUUGCUCGGUGCGCGUGCCGCGGCGGACCAUGGCGCAAGGAAACUCCGUGUGGAAGGAGAUAGUCAACUUGUCAUUCGCCAGGUCCAAGGUAUCUACGGGACCAAGAGUACGAGGAUACGUCUACUCCGUAACGCUGUUCGCCUAGAGUUGGCUCGUCUCGAUAGUCACUCGCUUCACCACAUUGACAGGCAAGGCAACGUGUUUGCGGACCGCCUUGCAAACCGUGCACUGGCCAUGCAGAGUACUAAGGUGGAGUGCAAGAACCACUCGUCACCCACACCCUGUGUGACCGUCAUGUCGACCGCGCCGGUGCCUGCGCCUUCGUCAUCCGCGGUUCUUGCUGUCGACGUGGCUUCCUCGGAUGCUGUUGACGACGACCUGCCCGCGGACAUCGACGAUGGUGAAGUCUACGCGCCAUUGACUCUUGGACCGGACGCAGUGCCUGCUAGGCGGCCUCGGCUCCGUCUUCGCCAUCUCGAUGACGCGGCUUAUGGCGAAGCGUGUGUGGUGGUAGAACGCCUGGGCGCCGCGCUCUCGGCAAAGAUCACGGACGCUGAGGACUGGGUGACAGCGGAGGGAUACAUCACUGCCCUCCCUCACUUGCUGUACGACAAACUGCAACCGUUCGCCCAGUCCCAGCAGGGUCCAGCGCGCACUUCGACGACUCGCGUCUGCCGACGCCCUGUUGCCCAGGCGACCCAGGCCGCUCCUCGGGAUGUUCAUGCUGACAAUGUUACCAACUCUGCGUCUAUGACUGCGCCUACGCUCCGGCGCAGGCGUCGGGGGCGUCGUCGAGGCAAGCGACAACGCCGUCAGCCGCGCCGCUCUGGUAUUCAGUCUCAUGGACAGAAACGAGUGCAGGCCCGCCAGCCGCGACCACCACGUGUGACAGCGCACCACCGCGAGCAUCGCAUCGAUGAAGCACUGGACGAACUUCACGCCAUCGAGCGCUCAACGCCUCAUGACCGCUCUUUGAUUGACAAGGCGCGUCGACGAGUUGGUCGUAUCCGAUCAGCCAUUGACCAGCAUGUACUGCGCCACACAUUCGAUACCGAAGAGAAGGUAUGUGUGGACGGUAUCCUUGCUAAGGCCCAGGCAAAGCGUGCGGCAAGUGCGGCACGUACAGCUGGUGGCAGGGUGCCUGCUACUACUACUGUUCCUGAUGAUGGCGUUUGCCCAGUUCCAGGUGACCAAUUGUGGCAAUACUUCACCAUGGUCAACACUCCGACCGGCGAUUUUGAUGCUGACGCGCCGGGUGGGGCUGUCUUUCGCGAUGCGCUAGCCCGUCUACCUGCUACCAGGAUCUUUAGCGAACUUCUUACAGCUGCCCCAAGCACGGAAGACGUUGAGGCCCAGCUCCAACACGUUCGUGGCACCUCGAGCCCGGGUAUGGAUGGUGUUGGUUAUGAUGUUUACCAGCGCUUCACUGCUCAGCUGCUACCGGUGCUGGUGGCUUGUUUCAAGCGGUGCUGGGACGCGAAAAAAGUGCCUCAGAGCUGGAAGCUUGGCCUGGUUCGUCUCCUUUACAAGAAGGGUGAACGUGGCGACCCGGCGAACUGGAGACCGAUCUGUCUCCAGCAAGCGAUUUACAAGCUUUACGCAGGGGUUCUAUCCAGACGUCUGGUGCGGUGGAUGGAUGCGAACGAUCGUCACGCACCUGGGCAGAAAGGAUUUCGCGCAGUCAAUGGCUGUGGGGAACACAAUUUCCUCGCGGCUACACUGAUCGACACCGUCCGCCGAAAGAAGCGGACGCUCUACGAAGUCUGGUACGACUUCAAGAAUGCUUUUGGCAGCGUGCCUUUCAAGUUGCUAUGGGACUCCUUGUUUCGCUUAGGUGUCCCGAUGGAGUACAUCAAGAUGUGCCAAGGUCUCUAUGACAAGGCGAACUUUGUGGUUGGCAACGCCGUGGAUGGGUUUACGGACCCGAUCGAGCAGCGUGUCGGUGUCUUCCAGGGGUGCCCGCUGAGCCCACAACUGUUUUCGGCGGCUAUCAGCCCGCUCCUUUAUGCACUCCACCGUCUUCCUGACUCUGGCGUCCAGCUUUCUGGUGACGACCGACCAGGCGUAACGGCGUACGCGGACGACCUCAAGAUAUUUAGCGCGUCGAAGGCUGCCGUUACCCGGCAGCAUGAGCUUGUUGCUGAGUUCUUGAAGUGGACUGGGAUGGAAGCUAAUCCGUCCAAGUGCAGAAGCUUGGGGUUAGGGCGCAACGGCGGGAACAUUGUGGCCGAUGACCUGCAGCUGUCGCUAGCGGGCGCACCGAUCCCCGCGAUGACCCACAUGCAAUCCUACACUUACUUGGGGGUCGGUGAUGGUUUUGACCAUGUCUGUCGACGUAUCGAGUUAGCGCCCAAGCUCAAGCAACUGAAGCAAGAUACAACUGCGUUGCUGGCCUCAGGUCUUGCACCGUGGCAGGUGGUCAAGGCCGUCAAAGUUUACCUGUAUCCGAGGGUGGAAUAUGCUCUCCGGUACCUGCGACCAGAUGAUCAGUACCUGGAGAGCUUUGACCUCCACCUUCGGCGGGGUCUUCGGCACCUGCUUCGGCUUCCGACCAGCGCGAACAACGACUUCUUCUACGCGCCUGUGUCUCGUGGUGGUUUGGGGUUCUUACCGCUGGUACAGCUGCACGCAGCGCAACAAAUCGCUCAUGGGUGGCAGAUGCUCCAUUCUCCGGACGCUGCCAUCCGUCGUAUUGCUCGCGAGCAGCUGCGCCAGAUCGCGGACAAGCGUCAUGUGUUGGACCCCGCCUACUGGAAGCAGCGUGGUGAUGAACUGUGUGAACGCUUUCUGAAUGACGACUUGGGAUCAUCGCCCCACGCUCCACCGAAGCGUCGGAAUGGCGACAUUGGCUCGCUCUGGGUCGAUGUGCGCAAGAACAUCAAGGUCUACGGAUUAAAGUUUGAGACCGCGCCGGCUGACCUUGACUCGGGGGACCCUGCCCAGACACUACAGCUUCGCGUGCCUCACCACACUGCUUAUCUUGACCACAAAAGCGUGCUGAGGCACGUGAAGCAACACAUCAAGAACCUGCACUGGCAAGCCUGGUGUCGCCGCAAGGAUCAAGGCAAGACGGCUCGCGUGCACGGUGGCAUUGGAAGUGGGUUUUUGACCCGACCUCGAGGCUUGUGGGAGAAUGACUACCGCUUUGCGGUAGCGGCUCGCCUGAACAUGAUCGACACUGGCGAUUCACUCGCGCGUAGACGCCUUCGCGCGCAUGACCGGUGCCGAUACCCGGGCUGUCGGUGGAAGGAGACACUUGCUCACGUACUCAACCAUUGCCCGGGUACGAUGGACGCUAUCCGUGGUCGCCAUGAUGAUGCCCUUAAAGAAAUUGAGCGCACCCUACGAGCUUCAUCUGGCGACCGUCAAGGGCGGACCGAGCUGCGGGUAAAUCAGACGGUGCCAGGUAUGCCCGGUGCAGCCUUGCGACCUGAUCUACAGGUCUUCAACCACGAUUUACGAACCGUGGCUGUUGUCGAUCUAGCGAUUGCGUUUGACGUUCAAGAGCGGGACGACCCUUCGAGCUCGGGGCUGACCCAGGCCUAUGCAGCAAAGGUCCUGAAGUAUGAAGGUAUCAAGAAGCACCUCGAGCGACAGGGAUGGACCGUGGAGCUCUCGGCGCUCGUGUACGGUUCUCUUGGAUCGGUUGCUCCAAGCAAUUUCAAGGUUCUUACGGAGCACCUGGGACUGUUGAAGCGGGACGCCAAGCGACUGGACCGAUGCCUCUCUGUCUCGUGCAUCCAAUCCAGCCGCCGUAUCUGGAACCUGCAUUGUUCCAAGCAUCGUGCUCGUCAGCACCAUGUGUCGCCUCAAGCCUUGGGUCCAAGGGGAAGGCAGGUGACUGAGACCGGGGGGACUCCGUCGCGUACCGACCGCCGCUAG
Molecule: messenger RNA, 6540 nt
Organism: Hyaloperonospora brassicae
Lineage: Eukaryota; Oomycota; Peronosporomycetes; Peronosporales; Peronosporaceae
Source: the annotation of a GenBank genome assembly